This is a messenger RNA of Xyrauchen texanus (razorback sucker), 2792 nucleotides long. RefSeq names its product cell division cycle 34 homolog (S. cerevisiae) b (gene cdc34b). Bases 499 to 1218 code for a protein of 239 amino acids. Gene Ontology annotation, biological process: ubiquitin-dependent protein catabolic process; protein polyubiquitination. NCBI's taxonomy places the organism in Eukaryota, Metazoa, Chordata, Actinopteri, Cypriniformes, Catostomidae. Gene Ontology annotation, molecular function: ubiquitin conjugating enzyme activity. The record is from RefSeq and is a predicted model, not a curated record. The transcript is spliced from 5 exons.
ACGCAUCCAGGACAUCGACACAUAAGUCGCCAAUCUCUCCAGCACAUAUACUUGUUUUCGCUUCUCGACUGAACAGCUUGCAAUUGAAGCGUAGACUUGAUUUUUAAACAUCUAGCUCCUGAAUUUACGCAAAUUUAACGAAAACCUUACAUUAGAGAGGAUUAGUGUUGAUUCGAAGUGUAUUUUUACGGCUAGCCCUCAGCUACGAAAAAAAAAAACAAACACGGAGCGCGAUUUUUUUUAUUUUCUGACAGACAAAACUCCAUUUAUAAUCAACCAGACCACCUUUUUUACUUUCAUGGACGACGAAAAAACACCUUUAAUUAACCGAACACAGUCCCUUUUUUAACAUAUUUUCCACUUCCUCGCUAAGCUAGCAACUCCAAACAAAGAAAGGGAAGCAGCUCUCGUUACCUCGUCACAUCUGGUCAACUUUUAGGUCUUAUUUAACUACAAAACCUACUUUGUUUAGUAUAUCUGGGUAGAAGAACAUCAGAAAUGGCCCAGCAAAGCAGUGCUCAGGUUGCCAGUUCCCAGAAAGCUUUAAUGUUGGAGAUGAAGAGUCUACAGGAGGAACCAGUGGAAGGCUUCAAGAUCACUUUAGUGGAUGAAGCGGAUCUCUACAACUGGGAAGUGGCGAUUUUUGGACCUCCAAACACUCAUUAUGAAGGGGGGUAUUUCAAGGCUCGCAUUAAGUUCCCGAUCGAUUACCCUUAUUCUCCGCCCACUUUCAGAUUCCUCACCAAGAUGUGGCACCCCAACAUCUAUGAGAACGGUGACGUGUGUAUCUCCAUUCUUCAUCCUCCAGUAGAUGAUCCACAGAGCGGAGAACUGCCCUCAGAGAGGUGGAACCCAACACAGAAUCUCAGAACUAUCCUGUUGAGUGUCAUCUCUCUCCUCAAUGAACCCAACACGUUUUCACCAGCUAACGUGGAUGCUUCUGUCAUGUACCGCAAAUGGAGAGACAGUAAAGGAAAAGACCGGGAAUAUGCAGAGAUCAUUAGGAAGCAGGUCCUGGCAACUAAAGCAGAGGCGGAACGGGAUGGCGUUAAAGUUCCCACCACCCUGGCAGAGUACUGCGUGCGCACACGUGCCCCCGCGCCAGACGAGGGGUCCGAUCUGUUAUACGAUGAUUACUAUGACGAUGAGGACUUGGAGGAUGAGGAUGACGAGGACUGUUGCUAUGAUGAGGAUGACUCAGGAAAUGAGGAAUCAUGAUGACAUUCCCAUUGUGGUCUUCAUCAGCAUCACUUUAAAAGUUGAAAUGUUAAGGUAUUCGCCCUGCAUUUACAUUCACUCAGAUGGCCAUUUUCUUUCUCUAAAGGACUAAUAUGAUGAUGUUAAGGUUUGUUUUUGUUUUAUUAGCAUUAUGUUUGGCCCGUGUCAUGAUUGUGCUGGCCUUCAGCUUCUAUUCAAUCACCUCUUCUUUUUUGGCUUCUUGCUUUCAGAUAGCUCUGUGAACGUCUCUUUCUAAAAAGAAUGAGUGUGACAGUGCACCCAAAAAAGAAAAUUCUGUCAUUUACUCGCCCUCAUGUUGUUUCAAACCUGUACGCCUUACUACUUUUUGUCUUGCUUUCAGCCUUGGUCACCAUUCACUUUCAUUGCAUCGUUUUUUUUCGUACAAUGAAAGUGAAUGGAGACUGAAGUUGAACAUUCUCCCUUUUGUUUUCCAUUGGAGUAAGUCCAAUGGGUGGGGACAUUUUUGUGUGAACUGUACAUUUUAAGGUUCGAGUGAUUAAUUAAAAGAAGCUUUAUUCUGAAUACUGCAGAUUAUAUCUGUGAUCUUUGGUAUUGCUUUUAAUCACUUGGAUCACCCACAUGCAGUUUCUUUUUUUGGCCUUCAGCAGGUCUGAACAGUCAAGCAAUAUAAAGCUAAUGGAGUUUGGGGUCAAGGUUUUCUAAAUCUAAUUUUGUUUUCCCCCUUUAUUAUUUGGAAGUUACUUUGAGGAAGCCCUGAUAAAAAUGCGAGUAUGGCACGUUGAUAAACUUUUGGCAUUGUAAAAAUUAAGGGAAAAGAUAUUUCAAUGUUGAGGCCUAAUUCUGAAAUGUGCUUAAAAGCCACUCAUUAUUUAACUUAUAGUGUCACUUUAAAUUGUUGUAAUUAUGUAUUUCAUAGUCCAUAUAGGACCUUACCAGAAAAUGGAUAUAAUCCAAGUUAAUUGGGUGGGUUGGUGAGUGGAUGUUUAGACUUUUCUGUUGAGCUGAGUUUAAAAAAAAAUAUAUAUUUUCAUUGCUGAUAUUCCUGUGUUGUCCUCUCAAGUGAAUCUUAUUUAAUCUGUUCUUUUUUUUUUUUAAUUAUUCUUAUUAUUCACAGAGGAUGUAUGAUUAUUCUUUGUCAUUACUAAAGCGUUAAAUCUUUCAUCUGGGAUGUAGGGUGACUUGUGGACUAUUGAAUGAUUGUGUUUUUUUCUUUUGCAUUAUUGCUCAGUAAAAUUAUGGCACAUCCUGCAAUGUGAUGUCAUAUUUGAAACUGUCCUUUUCGCUCCCUGGAGGCUGGAGAAGGCUGGUGUCCCUCUCACUUUGGAAUUUGAAUUCGAGCUCUUACCGACAGACUCUCGUGAUAAGCAAAUCGGAAAAGGAAAAUUCCAACAAAAAUAAAUAUUUUAUUUCACACCUGCAAGUCAUCCAUAUUUUCAAGAUUGUCAAAAGUGUUUUGUGGACAAUUUACAACCGUAUCCCAUGAGGCUGAGAUGCACACAAGGAGAUUCGGCUGAUUUGUCAUUUUAUUUGAACUGUAUGUAUUUUUAGGGUUUGUUGGCCUAUUUAAAACUGAAUAAAGAUCUUUAUUAGAA